GAAUUAUUUACUGCUAGGCAUCUUAAUAUCCUUUAUUGAAUCAUCUAUAAUUUAAAGUAUUUAUAUUCAUUAAUGUUAGAGAUAUGAGCAAUCAUAAUAAAUAAAUCUUAUUAUAGGAGACUAACAAAUCACAUUAAGUUAAGAAUAUUAAAAAAAUUAUAGAUGACUAAGAACGUUGGUUUGAAGGUAAUUAUGUUUUUAAUUUCUAGAAAUUAUUGAAUAUUAUGAGGAAGUUGUCUAUGAAUAUGAUGAAUAAGAUCCUGAUGAACUAAGCCUUGGAUCAUAAAUGGAUUUAGAACAAUUAAUAGAGAACUAUGAUAUACCUGAAGAUUGUUAUGAAGAAAAUGUGAGUCUUUAUGAAUAUUAUGAUGCUUUGAGUGAAGAAACUUAAAAAAAUGAGAACAUUAAAAAAUCUAAUUAAAAAACAGAAAAUGAAAAUAAUUUUUAAGUGUAUAAUUUAGGAGAAGAGGAAUUUAUUACUUUAAUUGAUGAUCAAAAUGAAAUAAUAGAUGAAGAUAUAUUAACAUUAAAAAAACCUAUAGAUCAAAAUUAUCAUUCUAAAAGUGAUAAUUAAAUCAAAAAUAAAACAAAAAACAAAACAAAAAUGAAAAAUAAAAGUAAAAAGAAGAAAAACAAAAAAUAAAAAAAGAAGCAGAAAUGA
Paramecium sonneborni is the source of this 661-nucleotide messenger RNA. The record is from the annotation of a GenBank genome assembly. Lineage: Eukaryota; Ciliophora; Oligohymenophorea; Peniculida; Parameciidae.